Messenger RNA from Acaromyces ingoldii, 288 nucleotides. Its product is annotated as dolichol-phosphate mannosyltransferase subunit 3. The transcript has 3 exons. Gene Ontology annotation, biological process: GPI anchor biosynthetic process. Gene Ontology annotation, cellular component: endoplasmic reticulum membrane; dolichol-phosphate-mannose synthase complex. NCBI's taxonomy places the organism in Eukaryota, Fungi, Basidiomycota, Exobasidiomycetes, Exobasidiales, Cryptobasidiaceae. Bases 1 to 288 code for a protein of 95 amino acids. The record is from RefSeq and is a predicted model, not a curated record.
AUGACGAGGGCGACGAGAUUCUUCACCGCCGUGGGCGCCUUUUCGCUCAUCUGGGUCCUCCUUCUCCUCGACAUUCUCCCCCUGCCCCUUGUUCCGCACGAGGUCAAGCAUCAGAUUCUCCCAGCGCUGCCCUGGUGGGUUCUUGUCUCGACUGGCUCAUACCUCCUCUUCGAGAUGGGUUGGGGCAUCUUUAAUUUCAACGACGUGCCCAAGGCCUAUGACGAUCUCCUCAUCGACAUCAAAAACGCAAAGGACUUCCUCGCAGCGAAGGGCGUCAAUGUAGACUAG